AUGGAUACUUUGGGCGACUCUUUUGGGCGUUUGUCAACUGACGCCCAAGAGUUUGUUCCUGGCAGUAGAUUUGGCCAGAAUCAGCAACAGCCAACGGACUUCUCUGCGUCUCAACAAUCUCAUGCAGCAAGAUACCAGGCUCAAUCCGGAUUGAAUGCCACUGGCGUCAAGGAAUUUGUCCCUGGCAAAGCUUGGAGCAGUGGGAUUCAGAACGAGCCAUCCUUUGAUGGCAGCGUAUCAUCUAGCCAUCAGAAUCAACAAGCUGGAGGGUCAACUGGAUUCCACAGCAACAAUGCAAACUCUUUCAAGUCUGAGGCCGAGAACGUGCGAUUGAGCCACCAGGGCAUUGCCACAGUCCCCGCUGCACCUACUCCUCCUCCACUACCGUCCUUUCGAGCGCUGCACUCGAUGACAUUAUCAGACACUCUCUGGCUUUACUAUCGUGACCUAGCACUCGAAGCACACCGACAAAUGGAACCAGGCGAUCCGCGCCACAAUGCAGUUCCGCUGCCAUAUGGGAAUGCUUACUGUCUAUCUGAAAACAAAGGAUCUUCACGAUCCUCGUUUGGUUACCCCUCCGACACUUUCCAAGCAACUUCGAGAGAGGAUGGAAAUCUCUAUUGUGUGAGAAGAUUCGACAAUGUGCGUUGUGUGUCGCCUAGAAUCGCAAUUACGGUCAUGGAAAAAUGGAACAGUGUGCCUUCCGUUCAAGAACACCCAGGCGUUGUACCCUUUUAUCGAUGUUUUGUGGCACAACGUGCAGUUUUCUUUGUCCACCAAUAUAUUCCUGGUGCUAGAACGCUGCGAGAGCGUCUAGAAGGGCCACUGCUGGAAACUGUGGCCUGGAGUGCUAUUGUGCAGCUGAUUUCGGCAGUCCGGGCUGUUCACACGAAUAACAUGGCAGUUAGAGCGUUGCAGCUGAACCACAUUUUAUCCAACACAGAUGCCACUGGAAGCAGACUCCGUCUUCGACUGAACUGCUUGGGGGUGUUGGAUGCCUUGGAGUUUGAAGCACGGAAAACUGCUGUGGAACUGCAAGGCCAAGAUAUUCGUGAUCUUGGGAGAAUCAUUCUUUCGAUCACUACAGGGUCUGAGGUCAAUCAAACCACAGAUAAUGAACAAUUCGCACGCUGUGAAGCCUUUCUAGCGCAAAACUACUCGAGGGACCUGCAUGGGUUGACCAUGACUUUGAUCAAGAGUGCCAGGCCACCCUCAAUUUUGGAAGUUAGUCGGGCAGUUGCACAAAGGGCGCUGGAUGAGCAAGAUGCAGCCUAUGUCACUUUAGACAAGACAGAAACUGCUCUGUCAUCCGAAUAUGAGUCGGGGAGGGCUAUUCGGCUCAUGCUGAAGCUCGCUUUUGUGAACGAAAGGCCUGAGUUUGGGCCGAACCGCCGAUGGUCACAGUCCGGAGAUUGCUAUGUUUUGUCCUUGUUUCGUGAUUUUGUGUUUCAUCAAGCAGAUGGAAACGGGAAUCCUGUCAUGGAUCUUGGGCAUGUUACUACUGCCCUGAACAAGCUCGAUACUCAGGAUGAGGAAAAAAUUGCGCUUUCAUCCCGGGAUGGGAAGAGUCUGAUGGUGGUUAGCUAUGCGGAUGUUGCCAGAUGCUUGGAUAGCGCCUACAGCGAACUUUGCCAGGGUGCAGUGCGAGCGUCUUCGCUGCUCUACUAA
This is a messenger RNA of Seminavis robusta, 1668 nucleotides long. The record is from the annotation of a GenBank genome assembly. NCBI's taxonomy places the organism in Eukaryota, Bacillariophyta, Bacillariophyceae, Naviculales, Naviculaceae.